Molecule: messenger RNA, 1479 nt
Organism: Lotus japonicus
Lineage: Eukaryota; Viridiplantae; Streptophyta; Magnoliopsida; Fabales; Fabaceae
Product: pentatricopeptide repeat-containing protein At5g39710-like
Exons: 1
Coding region: 1-1479 (492 amino acids)
Molecular function (GO): protein binding
Source: RefSeq, a predicted model, not a curated record
AUGGUCCGAAACGGCGUGGUCUGCCGCUUCACCGCCGCUCGGAACUCAGAAUCGAUUCAGCAAGACUUGGCCACUUACAACAAGAUUAUUAAACAACAUUGCUUGAUGCAGAGGGUUGAGAAGGGUGUUGGGAUUUUGAGGGGUAUGGCUGAGAAGGGUUUAUCCCCUGAUGCCCUUAGUUAUAGAUAUGUUAUAACCGGAUUUUGCAAUAACCGGUGCCCUGGGAAGGCGUAUGAAUUCAAGCUGGAGAUGGAUCAAAAGGGCAUCUUACCUGAUGCUUUCACGUAUUCCUCGCUUAUACAGGCCCUGUGCUCGAAACGAAGACUGUCCGAAGCUUAUCAUCUCUUCCAAGAGAUGCUUUCGCCACCAGAUGAUAUUACGUUUACUACAUUGAUGCAUGCUUGUUGUCUUGAAGGUGAAUUCAGUAAGGCUUUUCAUAUGCAUCAUCAGAUGAUACACAAGGGUGUUUUGCCUGAUUUUGUUACUGGGUUUUCGCCGGCUCUUUUUACAUACAACGCGAUUAUUCACGGGCUUUGCUUUUUAGGGAGGGUUGAGGAGGCCCUGGGGAUUUUGAGGGGCAUGCCUGAGAUGGGUUUGUCCCCUGACGCUGUUAGUUAUAUAAUUGUUAUAUCCGGUUUUUGCCAAAACCGCGAGCUCAGGAAGGCAUAUGAAUUGAAGGUGGAGAUGGAUCGAAAGGUUGUCUGGGGUUUGGAUGAAGUCACGUAUGCAUAUCUUAUGCAAGGCCUGUCGGAUGAGGAUACUUAUGCUAGUUUGAUAAAUGCUUAUUGUGCUCAAGGUGAAUUGUUUAAGGCUCUUACAUUGAAUGAUGAAAUGUCACACAAGGGUUCUUUGCCAGAUUCAGUUAUCGAGAGCGUGCUUAUUAAUGGACUUGAUAAGAAAGCUAGGACAAAACAUACUAAGGAGCACCUUCUGUUGACCAUUGCUAAUCAUAAGUAUACGUCUCUGCCAAAUUAUAUAAUAUAUGAUACUCUCAUAGAGAACUGCAGUAAUAAUGAAUUCAAGAGUGUGGUAGGGCUUGUCAAAGGUUUCAGCAUGAGGGGUUUAGUGAAUGAAGCAGCCAGAGCUCAUGACACAAUGCUUGAGGGGAAUUAUAAGCCUGAUGGAGCAGUUUAUAAUUUAUUAAUAUUUGAUCAUUGCAGAGGCCGUAAUGUUCAUAAGGCGUAUAAUAUGUACAAGGAGAUGGUCCGUUAUGGUUUUGUUUCUCAUAUGUUCUCUGUACUUGCUCUUCUUACUGCUCUACUUGAUCAUGGAAUGUACAAUGAGAGGAGUUGGGUAAUUCAAAACACAUUGAGGAGCUGUAAUCUCAAUGAUUCUGAGCUACAUAAAGUACUUAAUGAAAUUGACACCAGGAAAUUUCCUCUAAUUGGUGCUGCUCUUUUGGAUGUGCUAGCUGAAAUAGCCAUGGAUGGCCUGUUACUUGAUGGUAGAAAGUGUUCAUAUGCUUCAGCAAGUACCUAA